AUGACGGAGGGCGGUGGGGCUCAGCAGCGCCUGAGGAGGUAUUGCUGCACCCCAGACUGUAAGUUCUGGCCUCCAUCUUGUUGCACUGAAGGCAAAGCCAUGACAGCUUUCAAAGGAAUCUGGACUCAAGAGUUCUGGCGCUGCGUGGGGGCCGAGUUCUUUGCCAUGCUGCUUUUUGUUCUGCUCAGUCUGGGAUCAACCAUCAACUGGGGGGCUGUUGAGGAGGUUCCCCAUCCUCCUGACCUGUUGCUCAUCUCGCUCUGCUUUGGCCUGAGUAUUGCCACCAUGGUUCAGUGCUUUGGCCAUGUCAGUGGUGCUCAUAUCAACCCAGCAGUCACAGCAGCCAUGGUGGUGACCAGGAAACUGAGCCUGGCUAAAGCCGCCUUCUACCUGCUGGCCCAAUGUGUGGGAGCCAUAGUGGGAUCUGCCAUUCUGCUCGGUAUAACGCCUGCCUCUGUGCGGGGUGGCAUGGGGGUCACAAUGGUAAAUAAGAGCAUCUCUGUGGGAAGUGCCAUGGUUGUAGAAGUCUUCAUCACCUUUCAGCUGCUCUUCACUGUGUUUGCUACGUGUGACCAAAAACGUACUGACCUGAAGGGUUCAUCUGCGUUGGCUAUCGGCCUGUCCGUGUGUAUCGGCCACCUGUUUGCUAUUCCUUACACUGGAGCCAGUAUGAACCCUGCUCGAUCAUUCGGCCCAGCCAUGGUCACGUGGAGCUGGGAUAACCACUGGGUGUACUGGGUGGGCCCAUUUCUUGGUGGGACUCUGGCCGCUGCCCUGUACGAGUACCUGUUCUGUCCGGACCCUGAGCUGAAGAAACGUUACUCUGAUGCCUUCAUCAAAACACCCUUUACUGCUACCAAACACCGCCAGGACUCAGUCACCGCCCAGGAGCCUCUUUUCACCGUCAUGGACGUAGAGCGAGCUGAGAGGAAGGAAAGAGAAAGGGAAGUAUCGGGGGAGGUGUUGUCCUCCGUAUGA
Molecule: messenger RNA, 978 nt
Organism: Cheilinus undulatus (humphead wrasse)
Lineage: Eukaryota; Metazoa; Chordata; Actinopteri; Labriformes; Labridae
Product: aquaporin-4-like
Exons: 5
Coding region: 1-978 (325 amino acids)
Biological process (GO): transmembrane transport
Cellular component (GO): basolateral plasma membrane; plasma membrane
Molecular function (GO): water channel activity
Source: RefSeq, a predicted model, not a curated record